GAUGUAAAUUUAUUUCUGAGUUCAACUGAUAAAGAUGAAUUUAUAAAUCUUUUCUUUCUAUUGUUUAGGAUGAUCUACCUAAUUUAAAAUGUUUUUCAUUAAUAUGUUAUAAUAGUACCCGAGCAUAUCGUAAACAAGUUUUACCUCUUCUUCGUCGAAUGUCAUAUCUUGAAGAAUUAACUUUAUAUAUUCAUAUUUUGAAUGGACCCACAUUUAUCUCUGGUACUCGUAUUGAUAAUGAAAUUCUUCGUCAUAUGUCACGACUUCAUAUGUUUACAUUCUAUAUGGCUUGUGAAAAAUAUAUAGAUAAUCCAACAAUUCGUAUAUCGAAGUCAGAUAUUGAAAGAACUUUCACACAUAUCAAACAUCGAUCAGUGGCUUGUAUGAUAGAUUAUUUCGAUUCUAUCAAAAUGAUAUCUCGUGUUUUCUCACUUCCAUUUAAAUUUGAUCGUCUCAAACACAUUGGAAAUAAUAUUCCAAAUAUUCAAUUUAAUUUUGUUAGUUAUUUGACAUUAUGGGAUCCAAAACCAUACAAACAUAAAUUUUUCGUUCGACUUGCUCGAGCUUUUCCAAUUCUUAAAUAUUUAUUGAUUUGGAAUAUGGAACCACCAUUUUUUAAACGUCAUGAAUCUCAUCUUUAUGAUACAGAUUGGUGCUCAAUUGUUGAAUUUCCUCAUCUUAUUUCACUUGACAUCGAUUAUGUAAGUACUUAUUAUGUUGAACAUUUUCUCAAUGAAACCAAAACACAUUUACCUCAUUUAACUGAAUUAAAAGUCAAUUAUCAACAGUUGGAUUUGGUGACAAAAAACUUUACUAGAGAUGAAACUCGACGUAAUUGUGCUCAAGUCAAACAAUUGAUUGUUAAAUACCCCAUAAUUUAUACAAAAGAUUUUUGUUCGUAUUUUCCUUCGUUAUUAAUUUAA
Messenger RNA from Rotaria sordida, 923 nucleotides. The record is from the annotation of a GenBank genome assembly. Lineage: Eukaryota; Metazoa; Rotifera; Eurotatoria; Philodinida; Philodinidae.